CCAAACACUGCAUCACGUAUUGACACAGUGACAAAAGUUAACUUCAUGCAGCUCAGAGUUUUCCACAAAAGACUUAAAUCCAGGAUAUGAGGUAUUAAAGAGAAGCUGCUGGUCACUUAGUGUUGAGGAUACGCUUCACCACCUCCAGUCACAUCCCUGACAUGUGACCAGCAAACCCAACAUCCAGAUACUGGGCAAGCAAACAAAAAUAAUUCCUUGCAAACUUCUCCUGACAUAACUGUGAAGAAUCGAACGCGUAACAAUGAGAUCAAAGUGCCGGGAAUGAGGCCAGAGGGGGCAGAGCACCCAGCCUGACCCUGUGAAGGCGGAGAGGAGGUUCGUCCUCCUGGUUAACUCGACAUGUGAUUAGCACUUCUGUCUGCUCCUGGGUUUGCCCUCCAGUCAGCCGGCUGUGCCUUCAGAGGACUCACAGCCAGAGGGCCACUCAGUCCGCAGCAAGCCCAGCACCAGCCACUCUUCAUCAUGCUUGGCACCACCACCACCGGGAAGAAGCUGGAUCUUUCCAGGCUCACGGACGAGGAGGCCAAACACGUGUGGGACGUCGUCCAGCGAGACUUCGACCUGCGGAAGAAGGAGGAGGACCGACUCGGGGACCUGAAGACCAAGAUUGAGAAGGAAGACACCAAAUCGGAGCUGUUAGGGAACCAGACCAGUCUGACUGAGUCCUACUGCAUUCGGUGUCUCCAGCCCUUCAAGUUCCUGGUCAACAGCAGACGUCAGUGUCUGGACUGCCACCAUUACAUCUGCAAGUCCUGCAGCCGCUACAACAAGAAGGAGCAGGGCUCAGUGUGUGACCCCUGUCACAUGGCCAGGGUCCUGAAGAUCGGCACGUUGGAGUGGUACCAUGAAAACGUCCGAACCCGCUUUAAGCGCUUCGGCAGCGCCAAGGUGAUGCGCUCGCUCUUCAAGAGGCUGAACGGGGAACACAGUGGCUCUCAGAGUGACUAUGGAGCAGAUGGAUAUGAGGAGCACAGUAUGGACGCCACGGACUCACAACACUACAAAAGGAUAAAAAAGUCCAAACGGAGGCUAACUGUCGAUCCCAUUGAUUUCCAACUGGGCUGUGACUACUCUGAGUCAAGAGGACGGUCCAAUCAGGCCCCGGGUUCCCAUGACAUCCUGGUCCUGGAUGUCGACGGGGGGGAGAUGAACCUCGCUGAAGCUCACGUGGCCUCGGUUUUCCAUCAGAUGUCGGAGCAGCAACGUGCAGAUGACCAGAUGUUCUCGGAGAGUCGAACCGUCCCGUCCCGCUCCGUCUCCCGGCUCAGCCACACCUCCUGUGGUAGUGGCAGUGGGGGGGGCCCCCGGGGCAGCGGCAGCUACCUGCCCGGCCCUGACGACUCGGAGGAGGACGAGGACGAGGACCAGUGCCGGCCCUACCUGCUCUACCAGUCUCACCUGGGCCCCUGCAGCCAUACGUCCCAGGAGAGCUUGAACUCAGCCCUCCCCCCGCCCCAGAUCUCUGACCUGAACAGACACAUAUCAAACAUAGAGACCAUCUUGAGUCGCUUAGAACAGAAGGUCACCUCCACAUAUGACCAGGCGUCCCUAACCCCGAGCAGCAGCUCUCCUCUUCCUCAGUGGGAGGGAGUGGACCUGGAGGAGCAGCAGCUCAGGCAGAAGCUUCACGACAUGACGAACGACAUCAGUGACCACAGCCUGACCUCGGACGAGGACGAGUCCAGCGGGCCUCAGUCCUCGCAGGAGGUCCCGGCCUGGAGGAGCCCGGAGGGGGACAGCAAACCGUCCAGACUCCCGACCAGGCCUUCGUCCAGGACGAGCACCGUGGACUCCAUCCUGGAGGAGGAGCCUCAGCAGACUGACUCUCAGAAGACAAACCACAUGACAGACAGUGUGGAGAGGAAGUGGCUCCCCCUAGAGGAGGGGUCGGAGUCGAGCUUCAGAGGCUCGACAGCUCUACUGGUCGAACUGGAAGGCCAGGUAGCUCAAGCAGCUGCCGACGUCCAAAACGCCCAGAGCGAGGUCUCUUACAUAGAGAACAGGAUCGCUGCUCUGAACGCUGCCGGCAUGCCUGUGGAUAAGAAGAGAAGGUCUGCGAUCCCGGUCCACCCGAGAAGACUUUCCCAGAACGUCCCCUCAAGCCAGGUGGACAGGUUUGUGAGGAACUCCCUCUACAGGGGCUCCCUGACGCAGAGGAACGCCGUGGCCAAGCCCAAGACCGGAGCGAACUGUGCGAAACCAGUCAUGACUCAGGGUUCCUGAGGAGGAGGCUGAGCCUUUUGUGAUCCAGCAGUUUUUUCACAUUACAAAAUUGUGUCCAUUUAUGACAGUCUUCAUAACUGGACAUUUAGCAUAAUGUACUUUAUUCCAGUUGAAGGGUGAAUUACUUACAUUUCAGAGACCGUCACCUGGAGUGGGACGGCUUUGUGUUUUUAAAAAAUUUGCCCUUUUGAUAUGAAUUAGUAAUUUUACCAUAUUUAUAUUAUGAUUCAGUUACACAUAAUGCGCACUAACAUUGCUUCGAUUGCGAAAACAUUUACAUUUGUCAUAAUAAUCUGAUAUUGUUAAGAUGCUUAUUCCAAUGUUGCAGGUCCUACAGCUGGUAGCAAGCCAGUCUGUAAACACUUUAAUAUUAUCUGUCAAAUGUUGUUAAUGUUUUCAUUAAUAUCUUUGUAAAGGAGAAAUGAAAAGCCAGUUUAAAUAUCUACCUUAAGGUGUGUGAGUGUGAAUGUGAAGGAAAUUAAUUCAGUGUGUAGAGAAAUACACAAACAGUGGAGUGCAGCUGGUGACAAGACAAAACAACUGCAACCUACUGCAUGUUAUUCACCACCUGACCAGAGGAGACAAUAAUUCAUCUUUUAAAAUAUAUAUAUAUAUAUAUAAAUACACUUUUUGUAUUGUGACAUAAUAUUACAAAUGUAUGUUUGUUAGAUUUUUCUGCAUAUUUAUAGCAACAAGACACUUAAAGAAAUGUGACUUUUUCUAGAUCAACAUAAUCAGUCGUUUUAUAUUCAACCUAAAUUCAGAUUGUAACAAAAUUCAAAGAAACUAAAACUAUUUCUUUCUUUCUCAUUAUCUCCUCAAUCAAUAAUGUCAGUCAUCUGUCCGAUAACUGCAUGUUGCACAUUCUGAAUCCAGAUGUUGAAGGAAAUUGUGUUUUUGAAGAUGAUUCAAUAAUUUACAUUAGUUUUGUGUUCAUGCAGUCGAGGGACAAACUAAAUGAAAACGUUAAAUGAGACACAAACCCAGAGCAAAUGCUUCUGUACAGUUUGAGAUCACAGAAGAAUCCUAAUAGAUGAUAAUAAUAUGUCUCAACAUGAAUUCUAUUAAUUGUCUAUUUCUUAUUAAAUUAUUUACAAACAAAA
Pleuronectes platessa (European plaice) is the source of this 3347-nucleotide messenger RNA. It is a transcript of the gene mlphb, whose product is annotated as melanophilin b. Gene Ontology annotation, biological process: intracellular protein transport. The transcript is spliced from 15 exons. Bases 484 to 2244 code for a protein of 586 amino acids. Lineage: Eukaryota; Metazoa; Chordata; Actinopteri; Pleuronectiformes; Pleuronectidae. The record is from RefSeq and is a predicted model, not a curated record. Gene Ontology annotation, cellular component: cortical actin cytoskeleton. Gene Ontology annotation, molecular function: small GTPase binding; actin binding; myosin binding.